Molecule: messenger RNA, 1736 nt
Organism: Paecilomyces variotii
Lineage: Eukaryota; Fungi; Ascomycota; Eurotiomycetes; Eurotiales; Thermoascaceae
Product: peroxisomal membrane protein receptor Pex19
Exons: 3
Coding region: 267-1415 (382 amino acids)
Biological process (GO): protein import into peroxisome membrane
Cellular component (GO): peroxisome; peroxisomal membrane
Source: RefSeq, a predicted model, not a curated record
UUCCCAGAUUCGGUAUGAGUAAAAGGCGACCUCACACAGCGGCAAAGCUACUCCGAGUUUAGAUCGACCAACCGCGGCGAUCGGUGACAGCACUUCUUCCCCGCGGCCACCCAAGUAAAUCCCCUCAUGCGGAGUGAAGGCGUUUCCCAACUCGACAAAACACCGGUUGCAUUAUUCUGCAGAAAAGCGCACGCAAGAACUUCCUUCCCCCCCUCCCCUCCCCUCCCUUUCAGUCUUUUUUCUAUUUCAGCUUUCUUAUUGGGGAAAUGGAGAAAGAGACGCCUGUCGAGACGGCCAGCGCGCCCGACCCUGCCACCACACAGGCGAAUACCGAGCCUCGGUCUGCCUCGACAUCUGCUCCCGAUACUGCCGGGAAGACCGCAUCGAAUCCGGCGCCCAGUGCAGCUGCUGAUGCUGGCGACGAAGAUGAUUCUGAUUGGGGAGAAUUAGAUGAGGUCCUGGAUGAUUUCAACAAGCCCAAGUCGACAACUGCAGAGAAAGCUCCUGCUUCGGAACCUAGUAAGCCAGAAGCCAGUGCGGCUUCAGCAGCCGGCGGUUUCGAUGAGGAAGCUUUUCUAAAACAGCUCGAGGCCGAUAUGAUGGCCAGUCUCAUGGGUGGCGGUAAGGGCGCAGGCGACGCAGGGCUAGCAGCUGCAGUAGGAGAGGGCGCGCCAGACUUGAAGGCGCAAGAAAGUAUGAUUGAUAAAGAGAUUGAUGAGCUUUCCAAGCAACUACAGGAGAGUGGGAUUGGGGCAGAAGACUUUCUCAAGCAGCUCCUGUCUGAGACUGUCUCUCCAGCCGCCCAGAAGCAAAAAGAUGGCCCUGCUGGUGCUACAAAGACGGAGGCAGAGCCAAGUGCAGGAGCUGCUGGAGCUUCUUCAGCCCAGCCAGAAUCGUUCCAGGAUACGAUCCGACGAACGAUGCAGCGGAUGCAGGAGUCCGGAGACCGCGCCACUGCUGAAGCUACAGAGGAGGGUCUUAACGAUGAUAUGGUCUCUCAGUUGCUGAAGGCGCUGGAAGCAGGUGCAGGUAGUGGUGGUGACGACAUGGAUCUGAACAAGAUGUUCCUUGGAAUGAUGCAGCAGUUGUCCAACAAAGAUCUUCUGUACGAGCCGAUCAAGGAACUGGACGGCAAGUUCGGCCCUUGGCUUGAAGAGAACAAGGAUAAGGUGCCGGCGGAGGAUAUGGCGCGGUACCGGACACAAGCGCGCGUUGUGAGAGAGAUUGUAGCCAAGUUCGACGAGGAGGGGUACUCCGAUGAUAAGCCCGAAUGCAGGACGUAUAUCUGGGACAGGAUGCAGGAGAUGCAAGCAGCUGGCAGCCCGCCUGAGGAUCUCAUCGCAAAUCCUUUAGCUGAGGAACUUAAGGGCACCGGAGGCGAUGGACAACUUCCCCCGGAUUGCCCGACGCAGUGAGCUGCUAGGAUUUUGUAUAUCCCAUAACUCUUUACGUGUCUUUUUUUCCUUUUUUCGGACACUUAGCGGGAGACAGGACCCUCUCUGCGAUUGAUUGGUUGGGCACAUUUACUCGAUGACCACAGGUCGUUAUAAUAGAUUAUGAUCUAUGUCACUUGCGCAGGCACGAUUUGUAUAUACAUAGCCCAUACUUCUGAUACCCCCUUUUAUCUGCACAAAAUAUGUACCAUGGCAGACACCACAUGUGGCCGAUCUUAGGCCCACACAGAGACAUUCAAGAAUGAACAUAGGUCUCGAACCACGAGUCCAGAAGAUUAGACC